Messenger RNA from Dunckerocampus dactyliophorus (ringed pipefish), 3561 nucleotides. RefSeq lists its product as uncharacterized. The transcript is spliced from 3 exons. Lineage: Eukaryota; Metazoa; Chordata; Actinopteri; Syngnathiformes; Syngnathidae. Gene Ontology annotation, biological process: regulation of transcription by RNA polymerase II. The record is from RefSeq and is a predicted model, not a curated record. The coding region runs from base 106 to 1518 and encodes 470 amino acids. Gene Ontology annotation, molecular function: DNA-binding transcription factor activity, RNA polymerase II-specific; RNA polymerase II cis-regulatory region sequence-specific DNA binding.
GCCCAUUGCUCACCCGAGCCAUGUGUUUGUUAAUAUCUUUUUAAACAGACGUUUCGUGAAAUAUCCUUUUAUCAUUUUCAUUCGGGUGGGAAACAAAGAGAUAAAAUGUCAGCGGACGUAGUGAGUAUCCACGCACAAGUGGAGUCUGUGCUGGGUGCUCUCGUCAAAGUCGCCGCUGUGGAGUUGACGAAACUGUUCGAGAGCAGAUACCGAGCCUCGGCGACUGCUGCUGCUGAACAGGACGUGGGCCGCGACGAGAAACACAUAGCGGAUGGAAACUUGGAGUCUAGUUUAUAUUCUGGAGAGAGAAGCCGCACCGUCGGCGUGCAAGUGGACCGAGAUAUCUACCACUCUUUCGACAUUCCAAAUGGUGAUUGUUCCACAGAGUGCAAAGGGGAGGAGGAGCCGUUGGAGUGUUAUGUUCUUCCUGCUGGAAACAAUCCGAAGGUCGGUCGGUGGACUUCUAGGACUGUAAAUCAGCCACAGAGUGGGAGUGAUUAUAUUUUUGGUGCACACUGUUUUCACAGUUGCGCUUUUCCUUUUAAACAGACACCAGCAGAGUUGAGCGUCCUUGAAGCUGAUUGUGAGCUGCAACUUGAUUCGACUUUGAACGUCUUUGCAGAUCCGAGAUGUGGGCCUACCCAAAGCUCUCCACCAAAGCAGAAACCUCUUGCGGUUCAGCAUGACCUGGCUGAUGAAACCACUGGAAGUAAAAAGUUUGUCUGUCCGCUCCUGAAGCCCAUGUCUCCUGCACCUCAACCAGAGGCCAAAGUUGAAGCAAAGCCUCAGCCGUCAGGCGUGAGCACGUCCCACAGUUGCAAUGGGCAGCCCCAAACGGCAGUCCCGGUUGGGCUUUGGCCACAGGUCGUCUCGUCAAAGAGCAAAAACCUCCUCCAGAUGAAGCGGAAAGUCUCCACUUCUGACCAGAAGCUAAUGAGCGAGUGUGCGGUGCAGCUGGUUAACAUGCUGACAGCGGCAGAGAUGGAGGCCAAGAUUCAGGAGAAGGCCGCCCGCAGUGAAAAGACGUGGCCUCUCCCGAAAGAUCUGCGUCGCCACCAAGGCGUUCACACGGGACACCGCCUCUGCUGCUUCACGCCGUGCGGCAACGGUGUCUGGCGGCUCCAGAAAAUCAUGACGCGAGCCCGCGACGGCUACGCCUGUGCCGUCUGCCGCAAGACCUUCAAGCGCCGCAAGAUUCUCCGCCGACACGAGCGCUUCCACACGGGCGAAAAGCCGUACGCGUGCACCAAGUGCUCCAAGACGUUUGCCCUCAGGAGGAACCUGCGCCGACACCUGAGGUUCCACACGGGGGAGAGGCCGCACAAGUGCACGCACUGCGACAAAAGCUUCCGCCUCCGCGGCAAUCUGAAAGCUCACAUGCGCUUCCACACGGGGGAGAAGCCUUUCCAGUGCAACAUGUGCGGAAAGAUGUUCCGGAUCGUGAGGAACCUGGAGAAACACAACCUCGCCGCGUGUGGACUCUUCGUUCCGUCCUUCAGGACCAUCGCGGGCUUGUAGCGGCGGCUCGUUUGCGGCUGCUCACACCAUUGGCUACCUCAGACUGCCGACACUGUCAGGUCUCCACUCUAGCUAACCCUCAGGUGAUAGAAAAGACACCAUCACAUUUACACUUUGUUUUUUAGUACUUGAAGAAAUAUGACGCUGGUGUCGCCAUGUUAUUGGUACGAUCAAAUUUCAGAUGGUUAUUGUACCUUGGUUAGCAUCAUUAAUCUGUCACAGAAGGGCCAACUCUUAACCAAGACGUACUCUAACCAAAUACAUUUUUCCCAUAAGUAAUUAUGUAAAUCCAAUUCAUCCGUUCAAAAUGCGUAUAAAUGAUGAAAGGAAUAAAUUGAACAUUUGACUUUUACCUUUACUGAAGACAUGUUUGUUGCCAAAGACAACACAGGAUCGACACGGACACCACCUUCCUGUUUUGCCAAGAGUUAUUUCUCCAAUUCAACAGUGUUUCUCACCUCAAGCCUCUGUUUUUCGUUUGAUCACGGCUGCAAAACAACACAAAAACCGAGCCAAAAAAAGUUGCAAGCACCAGCAUUUUGAUCAAGACUUGGAGAAACACUAAUCCAAGAAACAACUCAUGGCAAACAGGAAGGUGGUGUCCGUGUUGACACAUUUUGUCUACCAGCAAUCUACCAAUGUCGUGACAAUUAAAUACAGUAAUUUAAAUAUCACACGUAUAUCGUAUUUUCUCCGGAGUAUUAGUCUCGUCAACCAAAAAUGCACAAUGAAGAAGAAAAACACAAGUUGCAUUGGACUAGAAGUCGCAUUUUUGGGGGUAUAUGUAUUUUAUAAAAUCAGAGACCAAGAGCAGACGUUUCAUCUUGAAAGGCAAGUUAUAGUAAUAACAAUAAAAUGAAGAACAGGCUAAUAGGCGUCUGUUAACGUAACAUAUUAACAGUUAAUCAGAUAACUUUAGCCUAAAGAACACAACAUAACUGGUUUACUUGCAGCUUGCAAUCUGCAGAAUAUGCUUUUCUUUUUGGGGGCAUCUGUGUUCCGUCUUUCUCAGCUGUCUUUAAAAGUUGAUGUUUACAUUGUACAUUUUCAGUGGUGCAGGAGCGAUAGGAGUAGCAGAUACUGGCACACUAACCCAGAGCGCCCUCUCGCAGCUGUCGGUGUGGAAAAAAAACAACAUGUAUAUAACUCGCUCUGGAGUGUAAGUCGCAGGACCAGCCAAACCAUGAAAAACAGUGCAACUUAUAGUGGGGAAAAUACGGUAAAUGUGAUGGCGUCUUGGAUCAUAUCAGGCAGGGGUGUCCAAUGUGAGGCAGACAGCUCCUAUUUUAUUGACCCGCGACGUAUCGUAAGAAACAGUUAAAAUUAGGAGAGAAAAAGCUGAAAUACUGACACAAAAUUAGGUAUAUGAGAAGUAGAGUAAAUUUAAAAAUAUUAAAUUGGACCUCAUGGAAGAAGUUUGGACAUCCCUGACAUAAGAAGGCAACACUGAGGGUCGUUUUUUCUUUCCAUACUACUGAUGUUGUUUGUGCUCUAUGACCGGACCAGGUUCUCAGGUUCCGUUAACUACCCGCUGAUGGAGGAAUAUACCACAUACUGUAUGUAGUCUUGUACUGCUCAGUAGUUUUUAUAGUUGCGGAUUAAGAAAAAAUACCUGCACAUCAAUUGGAUUCCAAAAUAUGAGGGCGGUACUGUGUUACACAGAUUCUAACAAUUGGUUCUGAUUGACUCGCUCAGCGGUAAGCCUAUGUUUGGUGUACUUUGCAGUGGUGCUACACACAAGAGAUGUUACAUUCAAUGUGACAGGAUGUCAAACCAAUUUGGGUUCCAUCAUGAUAGUUUUUGAUUUUUGAUAUUUUUUUUUGUAGUUGUUUACUCAUUUUGUUGUACUUUUAAAGCUACAGUAUAUAGCUAUGUCUUUUAAUACUUUAAAACCUCUUUUUUUUAUAUAGUUUUGAAGUUUUUCUUUUUCGCCAUCCUAGAAGUUUAGGAUUCGAACUACUGACUUGAUACGACACUUUGUAAGAUGACAGUGAUUUCAUGUUUGUAACUGUUAAAUGUAUAAAUAAAUGCUUUUCUUAAGAA